GUCCCGGGCACUACCCCUCCACACUCGCUCGUACGUAUGGGGCGUGGUGACGUUGCGGCUGCUCGGGCGCCAUCCCGGAAGCGCGAGCAAGGCCGCCAGAUGUGCAGGCAGUGGAGGAGGAGAAAGAGAUGGACCCCCAGGACUCGGCCUCAAGGGUCUUCUGCAGCCGCAUCCUGAGCAUGGUGAACACAGAUGAUGUCAACGCCAUCAUCCUGGCCCAGAAGAACAUGCUGGACCGCUUUGAGAAGACCAACGAGAUGCUGCUGAACUUCAACAACCUGUCAAGUGUCCGCUUACAGCAGAUGAGUGAGCGCUUCGUGCACCACACGAGGACCCUGGUGGAGAUGAAGCGGGACCUGGACAGCAUCUUCCGCAGGAUCAGGACACUGAAAGGGAAGCUGGCCAGGCAGCACCCGGAGGCCUUCAGCCCACAGCAACGAAGCAACUCCUGGAGCCUCCUUUCCCUAGACAUCCCAGAGGCAUCCCUCCUGGAGGAUGAGGAUGAAGACCCCAUCCCGCCCAGCACCACGACCACCAUCGCCACCUCGGAACAGAGCACAGGCUCCUGUGACACCAGCCCAGACACCGUCUCGCCCUCCCUCAGCCCUGGCUUUGAGGACCUCUCCCACAUCCGGCCUGACUCUCCUGCCAUUAAUGGCCGUAGCCAGACAGAUGAGGAGACACCGGAUGAGUAGCCCUGCUCCCUGGGCCCCAAGGGCUCUCAGGGCAGCAGUCCUCCCCUGGUGUCUGAUGUGGCAGCCAGUAACCCUGCCUCCAGCUUAUCAGCUUUGCCACCCUGGUCUUUUAUCCAGGGCUGCCGGGGGACAAGGCACCCUUUCUGGGGGUGUGGAGUUCUGGGGGUGAGGGUCCUUUCAUUCCCAUUUCUUCCUCACUGAGAACACCUGUUCUGCAGAUCCUCUGCUAGGCUGCAGGAGGACCAGCCCAGCUGGAGUCGUUGGGCUGAGCCCAGGGGAGCUUUUCCAGAGCCAGGUUCAAGUCUGCUCUGAAUAACACUUAAAGGGUCCCAGAGCAGGUGACCCCUGCCCCAGCACCCCAGUCAGGACCUCCUCAAGGCUGACAAGCACCAUCAUGUCUGAGUUCACCCCAGCCCACCCCUACACCUACUAAUAGUCAUCUCUCUGCCCCUUCCUCCAAUGAAAGUAUUGAAUACUUUCUCCAAUGAGUAUCUCUAAGGAGGUUUCUGAGAUAGUUAUAGAAGGCUUGAGACAAAGGCUGGCCAUCCACUCAUUCCCGAGCCUAAUGAGGCCCACGUUUCUUUGACCAGAGGUGUGAACCCUGAGGGUCUGCAGGCCUCUCCCAGUGCCUCUAUGGAGCAAGACAAGCCACCUUGGAAAACAGUUAAAUGGAAUAUUUUUGUACCCGGUGUUUACAGAUGCUGUUUGGAAAUUAUCAAUAAAAAGACUGUUACUAAAAAGGGAA
Manis pentadactyla (Chinese pangolin) is the source of this 1440-nucleotide messenger RNA. RefSeq names its product KxDL motif containing 1 (gene KXD1). The record is from RefSeq and is a predicted model, not a curated record. Lineage: Eukaryota; Metazoa; Chordata; Mammalia; Pholidota; Manidae. Gene Ontology annotation, biological process: lysosome localization. Gene Ontology annotation, cellular component: BORC complex. The transcript is spliced from 5 exons. Bases 129 to 695 code for a protein of 188 amino acids.